Molecule: messenger RNA, 2340 nt
Organism: Trachemys scripta elegans
Lineage: Eukaryota; Metazoa; Chordata; Testudines; Emydidae
Product: interferon-inducible GTPase 5-like
Exons: 4
Coding region: 1-1440 (479 amino acids)
Cellular component (GO): membrane
Molecular function (GO): GTPase activity; GTP binding
Source: RefSeq, a predicted model, not a curated record
AUGAUAAAGCGUCAGCCAAGGCCAGGUGUUGAGUUCCUGGAUGGGGCCGCCACGAUGCAGCCAACCCCAGCGUGCUGGGGAACCGCCUGCCUGGAUCAGUCCCCGGGGCUUCUCUCGGAGAGUGCCAGCCAAGGGUAUGAUUCUCGCUUUGGGUGCAAGUGGUCCUGGGUUCAUAUCCUGGACGAGCCCAGCCAUCAGACUUUUGCAAAUGGCUUGGAGAAAAAGGCAGGGAGCUCUGUAGGGAAGCGUGCGAUCUGGGUCGGUCUGAAAAGAGGCAGCCUAGAGCAAGGCGAGAGCUAUGGAAACCUCCUGGCUCAUUUAGAAACUGAAGACCCAUCAGAAGCAGCUUGCAAAGUGAAGGAGGAAUUGGAGUCAUUUGAAAAUGCCACGCUAAAUAUCGCCAUCACGGGAGAGACAGGUGCUGGAAAAUCAUCCUUCAUCAAUGCCAUCCGGGGUGUGGGACACGAGGAUGAAAAUGUGGCUGCGACUGGGGAGACAGAAACAACAAGGAAGCCAACUCCUUAUCCACACCCAACCUACCCCAAAGUAACAUUCUGGGACAUGCCAGGAGUUGAAACACCAGAUUUUCAGAUAGACCAAUAUCCUGAAAAAGUAAACUUUGACAGCUAUGAUUUCUUCAUCAUUAUAGCUUCUGAGCGAUUCAAAUCCAGCCAUGCCAAGCUCACGAGGGAGAUUUGGGGAAUGGGAAAGAAGUUUUACUUUGUGCGCUCCAAAGUAGAUGCUGACUUGUAUAAUGCCAAGAGGCAACGACCCUCCACCUACAAGGAGGAGAAAAUCUUGGAGAUGAUUAAAGAGAAUUGCGUACAGCACCUUGAAGCAGAAGGGAUGACCUCUCCUAAGGUUUUCCUUCUCUCCAGCUUUGAUCUAGAGAAGUAUGAUUUCCACGACCUAGUGGACACUUUGGAACAUGAACUUCCCAGUCACAAGAGACACGCUUUCCUGCUCAGCCUGCCGAACGUUUCUCCACAGACCUUACAAAAGAAGAAGGAAGCCCUAAAACAGCAGCUAUGGAAAUUAGCCCUCCUGUUGGGAGCUGCGUCUCGAGGCAUGGCUGCGAUUCCUGGUUCUCGUAGCAAAAGUCUCUCUCUUGCUUUUAAUGUUCCCAUCUCGCUGAAAUGCAUGUGCGACUAUUCCAAGAGCUUCGGCCUGGAGGACGACUCCCUUGAAAAACUCGCUCAGCUCUCUGGAAAGUCUGUCAGUGACCUGAAAGCCGUGAUAAAAACCCCUUUGGCCAAAGAUCUAACAGUCAAAUAUGUGUGGGAAUUACAGAGCCAGAGCCCAGUCCUGCUCACUUUGAAGUCAAUGGGCGUUUUAUUAUCAUCUUCAAUGGGAGCUAAAUUGCAGGCCAUGACUGAGACUUGGAUGCUGGUAGCAGUAUUUUGUGUUAUGUGCCCUCACAGCUGGUGGAAUUUCUUAUAGUACCACCGGCUUCGCGCUGCACAUAUUCCUAGAUGCAGUUGUAGAAGACGCACAACGAAUUUGGGAGGUUGUUUUGGAAGAAAAAGGGAAAAAAUCUAUAUAACAGCAACGAACCGUCCAUAGACUUGGGAGUGAAUGAAAGAAGCCGAACCCUGCUGAAGAUUGGAGCUGAGCUAUUCAAAAGCCUCACCUAUGCUAGCGAAAGGGAGACUUUUUAUUCUUGAAUUCGCUCCAGCAGAAGAGAAGGAAAUGCCAAACGAGACUGCGGGGUGAUUGUUUGAUUUGUAUUCCGUUUUUCAUUCACUGAAUUAAAUGAAAUACAUAUGAAAUCGUUCUGGGGUAAGCUUGCAGAUUUAUACCCCCAAUACUGAAACAAGAUCAGAAAGGUAAAUACUUCUGUGAUAUGAGAGAGUCUGGUAUGUCUAGAACUGAAAGGUGAUGGGUAAUUAUUUUAGUACUUCCCCAAAUAUGACCAACUGUUCCAGAUCUUAAAUUGUAGCUUGCAGGUUUUUUGGAUUUAACAGUAAGGAGUUUCAACAAAGAAGAUAAAUGGUCCCAUUUGCUGCCUAAGCAACUAAACAUUUCCUACACAAACUACUUCCCAGGUGGAGAAACUUGCUAUUUUUAUAUCAUAACAACAAUCUGAUAUUCUUUGGGAGCAAUAUUAAGUCCUCCUUUUGGGGGCCUGUAUGUAGAUAGACAGAUGGGAGUGUAUGGGGAUGGAUAGACAGACAGAUGAGAGUGUAUGGGGAUGGAUAGAUGGCUGUACGUAGAUAGACAGAUGGGAGUGUAUGGGGAUGGAUAGACGGCUGUGUGUAGAUAGGCAGAUGGGAGUGUAUGGGGAUAAUGUGACUUUAUUGACAUGAACUGUGACCAUAUAGAUCAUUGUUGCAACCAGGG